AUGUCGUGGAGGCUUCUUGCCGAGGAGUGCCGAAGAGCUGAAGUCAAUGCCUUGGAAUGGAAGCUCCGAGAGACUCGGCGCCGGCAUAUUGAUGAGCUGGCACGCUUGAGUGAAAGCUCAUCCGGACGGGGAAGUCAAUGGACCUUGGUCGGCACGGUCGGCGCCGGCACGGCAUCUUCUUGUGGCAGCAUUUACGAAAUCUCGCCCGAAUUUCGUGGUGGUGGAGCUGGUAGCAUCUUGGAUUCAAAUCGAAUUUGGGAUUCAAGCCACGAAGUGAAUGGGCCAGUUCUCGUGAGCUGCAGAAGAGAUUGCGGUGCUCACCGGAUACGUCUCUGGGUGGAGGAUCGGGCGACCAUGGGAAGUGCCAGGGUUCAUGCCUUAGACGAGGCAACUGGUGCAAAGAUGUACCGAGAUAUCCCUGAUGCUGCCCUCUCUCGCUUGCUUGCAGCUUUCAAGCGUGCCCCCAGCUGUGACCCAGAUGAUGUUGAUGACUUCUUACGUGCAAUGCUGGCCGCAUGCAGGAUAAGGAUGUUUCCAGGUGGGAUUGAUGUGAUUUUGCCCUCAGAGGAAGAUUUGCAGCCUGCAGCAAAACCAGCUCCUUUGAAUUUGCGUGUGAUGCAGCACAUCUCUGCGAUGGCUACGGGGCGAAGGCCAAUCAGCUCACAGCAGCCAAGCAGCCCAAGCAGCCCUGUGAAGGUUCCUUUUACCAAAUCGACGCCUUGCGUCGCUGUUGUCCCUCCAUUUGGAGUUGCCCCGGUGAUGCCUGUAGCAGCCGCACAUGCACCGGCCGGUCACCGGCACACCGUGAUGCAGUCCCGGCCUCCGCGACCAUCGAAGCCACCGGGCCGUCCACCAGCGACGCCACGAAGAGCCUCCGUGCGUCGGGUACGACCCCAAAGUGCUCCACAUACAGGACGAACGGAGGAGCCCAGGAGCUCUGAGGCGAUGGAAGCCAAAGCCAAAGCCGAUAGCCAUGGCAUUCCAAUGCCUCAAGGAGCCUCCCUGGGAUUUCGAGGUCGGAGGGCACGACCCACUUCAGCCAAAGCACUGAAGCACCGACGUGUGGUGGAUGAUAGUGUUGACAGCAUUAUUUAUGAGGAUGAUGAGGAAGAGCAGGAGGAAAUGAAGUGGCCAAGCUAUGCAGGUGGCUGUGAGACUCAACCGAGUGGUGAGACCUCAGCACAAGAUGAUGAGCCGCAUGGCGUCCUGCAUGGCAUCGAGGCUCGAAACGAGGAAUCUCCAGGUGUCCGACAAACUCCUUCCGUCGCUCCUUGCCUUGCACCAUGCCUUUCUCCUCCACUGACGGGACUGACGGGCAAACUUCCUGCACGUGAGCCUGACCAGCUCGUGGAGCCGAGCAUGGGUGACUUUGGCGCGAAGCAAUCUGAGCCCGAUCUCAAUCCCACUGAGAUGGCUCCAUCGCUUUGUGAUUCUGAAGCUUCGGAUUUGCCAGAGAACCAAGCAGAGGAUGGCCCUGUGCACAUGUUCGUCCCCAACUUGCACAUUGAGGAUUUCACGGCGUUAGGCGCUUUGAAGCCUCCUUUGGGUGCUUUAGAGCCUCGAAACGGUCGACCGUCUACACCACCUCCACGGCCAGAAAAGUCCAAUGUCUCAUAG
Messenger RNA from Durusdinium trenchii, 1617 nucleotides. Lineage: Eukaryota; Dinophyceae; Suessiales; Symbiodiniaceae. The record is from the annotation of a GenBank genome assembly.